AUGCCUCAAGGGCUCGUGGUUGAUGGGGGUGGAGAAAGGAAAGGCAUUCCUGGAAUUGUACUGGGAAUUGUAGUUGGAAUGUUUGUGGGAAUUGUAGUUGGAAUUGAGGGAAGUCCUGUGGUAGCCGGCAAUGGAGGUGGCAAUGCUGUGGGCUUUGGCAGAGUUGGGGCAGUUGGCAAUGUUGGCAUGGUAGUUGGCAAUGGUGGCAAUGUUGCUUUGGGCAGCGUUGGCAUUGCGGGUAACGGAGGAAUCGCAGCUGGAUUCGGAAGAGAUGGAAUUGUGGGCAGUGUUGGCGCUGGUGGGGGUGUUGCAGCUGGUUCAGGGGUGUCGAGGAGGCGACGAGCAGCGAAGCUCCUAUUGAUGCCUAACAGUGACAAUGUCAUAAUCAGGGCAAGACUGAAAAAAUGCUUGGAGGUAGCCAUUGUUUGUCAAGUGCUUAAGCCGCGUAUAGAGAAAGAGAGCUAG
Malania oleifera is the source of this 465-nucleotide messenger RNA. RefSeq lists its product as uncharacterized. The coding region runs from base 1 to 465 and encodes 154 amino acids. NCBI's taxonomy places the organism in Eukaryota, Viridiplantae, Streptophyta, Magnoliopsida, Santalales, Ximeniaceae. The record is from RefSeq and is a predicted model, not a curated record. The transcript has 2 exons.